Molecule: messenger RNA, 5793 nt
Organism: Linum trigynum
Lineage: Eukaryota; Viridiplantae; Streptophyta; Magnoliopsida; Malpighiales; Linaceae
Source: the annotation of a GenBank genome assembly
GACUUAAGUAGUACCGAUUUAGGGCGUCGUGGGGUGUGAUUUCACUUCCCCACACGUAACCGUACUCCCGAACCCAGAACUUCAUUUUCGCAGACCAUAUCUCGGUUCUGACCCUAAGGUUACAGCCGAUCCUAAGAGUGUUCGAUCCACUCCAAGUAAGAUCGAUGGCGACUCCCUAAAACAGCCGACGCGACGACGUACGGACCCCCCCGGACGGGACGGUUGCGACAGUAUCGAAGCAAUCUAUGAUACAUAAUUUGAUUAAUUUCUUUUUAGAAUAUAAAAUAAGAUAUUUGCUCACAUACUCAACGUGUUAAACUUCAUAUAUGACACCACAUGAAUUAAAAUCAUAAGAUAUUGAUUGAUUUGUUCAUAAGUCGGUAAUCGAGUUGGCUCUCUAGCCACAUGUGGUGAGACAUAUCAUGAGCUCUAAACGAGCCAGUUCACAAUUUUAGCUCAACAAGCCACUGAAUAGAGCUAGCUCGCGAGCUUCAUGAACUGAACAAACCUCAGUUCAUAUUCAACUUGUUUAUUAACGAGCCGUGUUUCGUACAAAUACUUCUCGAGUCAAACGAGCAGCUCGCUCAUUUGCAGCCCUGCAUCUAGAGCUGUCAAAAUGUAACCCGACCCGAGCAACCCGCCCGAUCAACCCGACCGCAACCCGAUUUGACUAAAAGUUAAUGACCCGUAACCCGCCCGACCCGCAACCCGAUCGACCCGCAACCCAAUCGACCCGCAUCCCGACCAACCCGCAACCUGAUUAACCCACAACCCGACCAACCCGCAACCCGACUAACCCGAACUCGUAACCCGACCAACCCGCAGCCCGACUAUAAUAGACGGAAAUCGAUGAUAAUAAACCAAAAGUUUAUAUUUGAAAGAGGGCUUGCAAUUUUCAAAGAGAUAUUUUAUUCAUGAAUGAAAUAAAAGAGAUAAAGCAAAAGGUAGGAUGGCGGCACUUUGAAACUUUAGGAGUUAAAAUUUUCAGGGAGAUGGCGGGCAGAUUCACGGAUGCAAAAUUUCAGGAUUUGAAAGAGGGAAAAAUUUAGGAUUGUGGAGGCAAAUUUUUAGAGCAAAAAUUUGGAUUUUAGAGGCGGCAACAAAAUGAAAAAGUGUUGAAUUGCUUGUCGAAACUUUUGAGAAAGCAAUUUUAAAUGAGUACAAUUAAUAUUUAGUAAAUACUUGUAUAGUAUAUGUACUCAUAUUUAUUUUAUUUGUUUAAAAUUUUCAUAUUCGUAUUAUUGUUAAGUUGUUUUAUUUUUUCCGUUCAUUUGAUGGUUCCCGACUUCCCGUAGUAAACCCGUAUAACACAUUUAAUAUUUGUAUUUAAUGAAUUAAAUUGAUAACUUAAAUAUUAUUUAUAUAUCUAUAUAUUUAUAAAAUAAUAAUUUUAUAUAUUUAUAAAUCUUAACUUACUAUUAAACAUAACAUAGUUUAUAAACAAAGUAAAAUAACCGUACAUAUUUUAUACGCAACUUACCUGUACCGUAUUUUACUAACUAUGGCCAUUAUAACAUGAAUCGGAGUUGUAUAAGUUUUUUACUCCCAAUUUUGAAUAUGUGUGAUCUGAGGAGAAAUUUUUCUUUUGACUAAAAUUUCAUUUACACUAUAAUAAAGAGUCUGAAUUUUUUUUAAUCUUUCUUGAUUUUCACAUAAAAUUUGGAAAGCUAAAUUACCACAUUGUUCACGGUAAUUAACCGUGAUUAACAAUUCGUCAUGGUAAAUGAAGAUUAGAAAACAGAUAAACUAGAUCCCGUGAUUAGAACUACACAAUCAAAUACAAGAAUUAUUUCUGUAACUAUUAGUAUACAUUUUAAUACGAGAAAAUGUCCCGUGAAUAAGAUCCUUUGACUAAAAACCAGUUUUCCUGCUUAUAGGGUAUAUGGUUAGGGUAUAAAGUCUUAAUGAUUUGACCACGGUUAAUCAAAAUCAUAACUAAUAAGAUCAACUUUUAUUAUUAACAUAUGUUCAUGAAUCAAACCAGUAUGGGUUUAGGGUAUAGGUUAUAGAGUCGACUUGUAAGGUAUAUGGUUAGAGUAUAAGGUAUUAAUGGUUUGGCCACGAUUAGUCAAAACCAUAACUAAUAAGAUCAAGUUUUCUUAUUAAUAUAUGUUCAUGAAUCAAACCAUUAGGGGUUUAGGGUAUAGAUUAUAAAGUCGACUAAUAGGGUAUAAAGUAUUAAUAGUUUAGCCAUGAUUAGUCAAAAUCAUAACUAAUACGGAUCAAGUUUUUUUUAUUAACAUAUGUUCAUCAAUCAAACUAUUAGGGGUUUAGGGUAUAUGAUAUAGAGUCGACGUAUAAGGUAAUGGGUUAGGGUUAAGGUAUUAAACUAUUAAUGGUUUAGCUAAGAUUAAUCAAAAUCAUAAAUAAUAAGGAUCAAGUUAUUUAUUAACACAUGUUCAUGAAUAAAAUUAUUUGGAGUUCAGGGUAUAGAUUAUUUAGAGUUUAGAUUAUAUGUUAUCGAGUAAAGUUACAAUUGAACUCACAACAAUUUUUCUAAAUUUUAUAAUUUAGUUUAAUACAAAAAUCAUAUAAACAAUUAACUAGCUAAACCAACAAUAUCUCUAUACAUUUAUAUGAACAAUUUCACUUGUUUUUAAAAAAUUUAAAAACUAUUUUUAAACUUUUCUCUCCAAAAUUUGGGUUCCCCCAAUACUACUGCCCAAAAAUUUGAUUCCCCCCACCCGCCGAGACCCGCCAAUAAUUCCGCCUGUAAUGUUUUCUCAAAAUUUUGUUUCCCCCACCUUUGAGUAUUUGACUUUGAGUAGUGAUUCCUUGUUUUUGACAAGUAUUGUGCUAGCUUCAUAUAGUUACGAUUUACGACUUACUAGUAAUCACUAAAAAGUAACGCGAUGUUCUGGUCUGUAAAACCCGCAACCUGAACCGCCCGAACCGUAACCCGAUUGACCCGCACCCGAUUGACCGGUAACCCGAUUGGCCCGCAGCCCAAUUGACCCGUAGCCCGAUUGACCCGCAGCCCGAUUGACCCGUAACCUGAGUAACCCGCAAGCCGAUCAACCCGAACUCGAAAAAUCCACAACCCAAUCGACCCGCAACCCGAAUGAACCCAGCCCGAGCCCGCUUCACACCUCUACCUGCAUCUACCGCAGCAGCACAAUAAUAAAUAGGUAGGUACCAGACACCAGUACGCCACCGCCAACUAGUACCUCUGAAUUCUGAUCCACCUUUCCUUUCAUUAAAGUCUCCCACUCUCCCAGCCAGCUCCUUUACCCCAUACAACCAGCCUGCAAAAUCCUCCAGAUCCCCAUUUCUUCUCUUAUCCCCUUCAACCUCACGAAUUCUCAAUUUACAAUAAAAUUCCCAAAUGGAAGGCGUCUCUGCCACCUUAUACACCAAAAUGAAACGCUACUGGAAGCGCCAGGGCUACCACCGCAUCCACGGCGGCGGCGCCUCGACCAGGAUUCGGCAGGUGGAGCUCGGAGGCGGCGGGAGGCGGCGGCGGAGGAUUUCGUGGCGGGUCAAGAUCAAGCCCAAGCUCAAGUUCAUGGACAAGCUCGCCUCGCCCAAGAAGUUCUUCAUCUGGCUCCGGGACGCCUACGUCAGGAUGAUGCUCGGGUUCGCCAACUCCGCCGGCGGCGCCGGGAUGGUCGGCGACGGCGGCGUCUCGUCGUUCGGGAGGAAGGCGGUGAAGGAGUACGAUGAGAAGAUGAUCCUCCAGAUCUACAAGUCGCUUGUCUUGGCUCAGGCGAACCGCCAGCAAUUGGCGGCGCCUGCCGCCGGAGCUCUCGACAGGUGCGGCGGCUCUUCUCCUUCCGUCGUGGCGGCUAAGCUUGCUGCUAUUGUAGAGUAGGCGAUAUAGAUUAAGUUGUUAAUUCGUUCAUCGGAGAACUUACCGGCAACCUGGUUGUUUCUUCUUUCUUUUCCUUCCGGCUAAUUCCACUUUAGCCCAUGUAUUAUGUCAUUCCCACUACUUAUUUUUAUAACGAACAGCCCAAUUUAGCUACUAAUUAAUUGGGUUUGAUACAUUUCACUAAUGACUUAAUCAACAAUACAAUGAAAAAUGCUGCCAUGAACAUCUCUGGGAAAGUUUGCAGGUCAACCUUGCAAAGAGAUCAAUCAAGUCAAUUCUUUUUGAUUCAAAGGAACAAGGUAAAUAAGACAGAAAGGGAAAACAGCAUUACACAUCAAUUAUAUCUAAGUAUCUAACCACCUGAAGUAAAUACCUUGAGAAUUGGGUGUGUGAGGAUGCUCCUUGUUCUUGUCGUUCUUGUUCAUCUAUCCCCAAAUAGAGACCAUCCUUUUGAACAUACAUAUCGUCGAAUCUGAUAUUUGGGAUGUGGGAAAUGUUGAGGCAGUCUUCAGCUGGUGUUGCUUCUGCACCUUGCCCACAGAACACGACAUCUCUUUCACUUCCAAAGUCUUCAAGGCGUGAGCUUUGUAAGCCAACAUGGUAAGCACUCCAGGUUGUCACACUCCUUUACUGUCAGCUGCUGCAAAUUUGAGGAAUGCUGUCAUCAAUUCGGUAUAGUAACCAACUUAGGAAGACUACUGACAACCAUGAUAUAAAGGCUUGGAAGGACACAUCAAGGCAUGUUAUAGUUCUCACAAUCAAUCUCCAUCAUUCAUUGUCAUCGUAGUUAUCUAACUCCAUAGCUCCACAAUCCCGAAUCUGAAGCACAUGGAGGGAAGGGAGAUGUUGAUUGGAUGGAGACAGAGUAGUGAAGACAUGGCAAUCCCCUAUGUGGAAACCAUUCUUUCAAGUCUUGGAAUCUCGCUUUUGACACCCCAGAGGAGAUUUGCCUUAUCAGUGGCUAGUGAAUCCAGCUUCUUAACGACCACCUCAGCGAGAACAACUGCCAUUUUUUAGGCGAAGGGCAGUGAGGAAAAGCAGUACAAGGAGAAGCAGCAGCGUGGGUGUGAGUAACUUUCAAAAAAAGGGCAGAUGUUUGAUGUAGCAGACAUACUCAGGCAACAAAUAUGCAAGGUUUUGAUUGAAAAUGUGACACACGGAAGCAAAAGUUGGACGUUAGCCUGGUGGCUAGCAGCUCAAUGUCCAAGAUCCAAUAGUUGAUCUUAGAGUUAACGCAGCCACAGUCGCUCACUUGCCAUGGUUUUGAAAACUGCAACCUUCUAUCUGUGGCAAUGAAAUGAAACUUAAACCUCAACGAUCCCUUCUAUCAUAGGCUGAGUUUCUUGACAAGUAUUGUUGCCUGUUCUAGAUCAUGAAAAAUCAAAGGUUCCAGCUUUCUACUUACUGAGUGUUACUGAGUUCUGCUUUCCAUUCUCCUUGCUUCGUUCAUUGGCUCUCAUUAGUAUUACCUAAACUUUAGCUGUUAUCCUAAAUCUCCAACUCCAUAGCAAUGGAACGAUCUUCUAAGGCAAGUCUAUGGCUAAAUUUGAGUAGUAAAAUCAAUGAAGAGCAAGAGCAAGGCGCAGAGAAGUAAGAACCUUUUCCUCUUUGAUCUGGAUUUGAUUGGUGACCCAUACGAGCGCUUCUGCUGGAUUCAACUUCUUCGAGCAUUUCCGCCGUCUCUUGCCACUUUCGACUCUGCAUUUUGCUUGUUCAUUUACACGGCGGGGCAUUUCCACAAACAGUUCUCAUGCAUUUCGCCUCCCGAAUACUGAAUACUGGCUUUAGAAACACCAGCUGCCGCCUCCGUCGACCUUUUCCCAAUUGAAGUAAUUGCUUCGCCUAAUCCGCCAGAAGCUUUUCAUGUGUCUCCUUCGCCAUCAGAGUCGUUAAAUAACCGCGGAGCAUCUCUCCCACACAGUGGCGGACCCAGAAAUUUUUCAUAGGUGUUCUCUUUUAAAAAAUAAAAUAAAUAAAAAUAA